GUAAAUAGUCAAAUAGACAUUUGAACAAUAACACAAAUGAUCGAUAAAUCUGGAAAUUGACCGAACAUUAUAAAUAUUUAUUGUCCUAUUUCUGUGCAAGCCAAAUUUAAAAUAAGACAACAUGAACAGGAAGAGGAAAACGCAUUUAUUUGAUUUAUAUUGGGAAGAUAUCAUAGUGGCCAAUAUUAUUCCCUUUCUUUCAAUACAAGAAUGUUUCAUAUUUCGAUGUGUUUCACGGACUUGUCUUCAAAUUGUGGAUAUGUAUUUCUCGAAAUUGAAGUCUCUAAAAUUGAUGAACAAAGGCUUCUCGCCUCACACGUUCAAUGUUUUCGGUACCACUUGUACGAAGUUAAAACUGCUCAAUUUAAGCAGAUGUGCGACGAUUACAGAUGCUGAGUUGAUACCCAUGUUACGACGUAAUACUGGGCUUAUAAACUUGAAUCUUAGCCAGUGCAAUAACCUGAGCGCUAAAAGUCUACAGCCAGUGAUUUUAUAUUGUGAUAAUUUGCAAAUAUUAAAGCUCGCACGAUGCGCUUGGCUUACGACUGGUGCAGUGGAAGCUUUGGCCCUUCACCAGAGUAAAUUGGAGGAUGUAGAUUUAGCAUAUUGUAUUUCAAUAUCUGAGAGUUGUAUUCUGAUAUUCAUUAAGAAGUUUAGGCAAAUAAAGACUUUAAACUUAGAGGGUAAUAAGCAAGUAACUGAUAAGUGUCUAUAUACAAUGUCCAAAUAUAGUAAAUCGUUGAAACUCCUCAAUUUGGGUGGCUGUUGUGACAUAACGGACAAGGGAGUGAGAGCACUAGCACUCCACUUGCCACAACUAGAGGGCCUACUUGUUCGUGGCUGCACCAAAGUUACCGAGAACAGUCUCCGAUUAAUGAGAGACAGGGUCCACCUGGAUCGGAGACCAGCUCAGGCUGUACCGUUACCUGUUUAUGUGCAAAUUUGAAUGGUUGUGCUUAUUCUAGCGUUUAUGCUUAGUGUGCAGGGUUCCUUGUAAUAAAUUGAUAUUAUUUUAGCCAACAUGGUCGUCUAUGUAGGCAAUUGCCUAUUAAUAUUUGAAAAUGUUUAGUGGAAAAUUUCUAUAAUGAAUAUGAGAAAAUUUCUAUAAUGAAUAUGAACUUGGCAAAUGGGUUCAAAUUCUCGGCAUAUAAAAUUUAAUUGCUUUGAA
This is a messenger RNA of Colias croceus (clouded yellow), 1168 nucleotides long. RefSeq names its product F-box/LRR-repeat protein 15 (gene jet). The record is from RefSeq and is a predicted model, not a curated record. The transcript is spliced from 4 exons. Gene Ontology annotation, molecular function: protein binding. Bases 122 to 946 code for a protein of 274 amino acids. Lineage: Eukaryota; Metazoa; Arthropoda; Insecta; Lepidoptera; Pieridae.